Messenger RNA from Daucus carota subsp. sativus, 1542 nucleotides. RefSeq names its product UDP-rhamnose/UDP-galactose transporter 1. Gene Ontology annotation, cellular component: Golgi apparatus. Gene Ontology annotation, molecular function: antiporter activity; UDP-galactose transmembrane transporter activity. Bases 356 to 1387 code for a protein of 343 amino acids. The record is from RefSeq and is a predicted model, not a curated record. Lineage: Eukaryota; Viridiplantae; Streptophyta; Magnoliopsida; Apiales; Apiaceae. The transcript has 6 exons.
AAGCAAGAUACAUUCUAUUAUAGUGUAAAUACAGUUCUCUCUAAUGGAGUUUCCAUAGCUAUUGUUCAUACUUGCUUCUCGUUAUAUUAGAAGUUAAUAAGUUUUAUAUCCGAGAUAUACUUUUCGUGGUAAGAAAAUUCUAAGAAACCAAUAUCUGUCGUAUUGGACUAUUGGGACAAGAAGCGCGAGCCAGGCCGGAGGAGCAGUGAAAACACCGAGGUGAAUAGCUUGCAAUUGGGUUGUGUGUGAGAGAGAUCUGGAUCUUUUUGUUUGUGAUUUUUGAUAGGGCUGUUCCUUCACUUUAAGAGGUGGGGUGUGAGUAAACAAGAUUGAGAAAGUGAAGAAAUUUAAGAGGAUGGAGGGGGAGAAGAAAUCAGGGGUUUCUGAUGUGGGAGCUUGGGGGAUGAACAUUGUUAGUUCUGUUGGGAUUAUUAUGGCCAACAAGCAACUCAUGUCUUCUGGUGGCUAUGGUUUCACUUUUGCAACUACCUUAACUGGGUGCCACUUUUUGGUAACUGCACUGGUUGGAGCUGUAUCAAAUGCUUCAGGUUUCUCUGCCUCGAAGCAUGUUCCUUUGUGGGAGCUUCUUUGGUUUUCGAUUGUUGCUAACAUGUCCAUCACAGGCAUGAACUUCAGUCUCAUGCUCAACUCUGUUGGGUUUUACCAAAUCUCAAAACUGAGCAUGAUUCCUGUGGUCUGCAUUAUGGAAUGGAUUAUUCAUAAUAAGCAUUACACGAGGGAGGUAAAAAUGGCAGUUGUGGUUGUUGUAAUAGGUGUGGGAGUUUGCACAGUAACUGAUGUGAAAGUUAAUGCCAAAGGUUUUAUUUGUGCUUGUGUGGCAGUCCUGUCUACAUCGUUGCAACAAAUUUCUAUAGGUUCGCUGCAGAAGAAGUACUCAAUUGGAUCUUUUGAACUGUUAAGCAAGACAGCUCCAAUUCAGGCCAUCUCUUUGUUAAUCUUUGGUCCCUUUGUUGACUACAGCCUUAGUGGGAAAUCUCUACUGAACUACAAUGUGUCUUAUGGGUUUGCUUUAUUUCUAAUCCUUUCAUGCUCCCUGGCCGUCUUCUGCAAUAUAAGCCAAUAUCUAUGCAUCGGGCGAUUCUCAGCAGUUUCUUUCCAGGUUUUAGGUCAUAUGAAAACAGUAUGCGUCCUAACUCUGGGUUGGGUGCUAUUUGAUUCAGCCCUCACAUUCAAGAACAUCAUGGGGAUGGUGAUUGCCAUUGCUGGCAUGAUCAUUUAUAGCUGGGCAGUCGAGCUUGAAAAGCAGGCCAAUGCAAGAAAUUCUUCCCAUAUAAAAAACAGUUUGACAGAAGAAGAGUUUAGACUACUGAAGGAAGGAGUUGAUCACACACCUCUGAAGGACAUUGUUGUGGAGGACUCCAAGUAAGUUGAGGUACAUACCCGUGGCAGCGGGAGACAUGCUGUUUGUGUCAUAUUUAUAUAUCUAUUUGUAGUUAUGCCUUCAUUGUAUCUUACAUACCCGGUCUAAAACAUAGAAAAAAUGAUGAUUUGUUAUUUAAUACCAAUUAAUAGUUUAUUUCA